AUGUGUAAGUUCUGUGACUUCACGUUUGAGGGCGGAACCAAUCGCUGCGCGGUUCACCUUGCGAAAUGGAAAGGGCAGGAGAAACGCGCUGUCCGGCUUUGCAAGAAGGUGUCCCCGGCAGUCAGUGAAGAAGUGCGCGGCAUGUACGAGGAGAAGGUGGAGAAGCAGGGCGUCAAACGAGGGGCGGCCGCUGCAGCAAUUGACUCCGCGCUGGGCGCGGUCACUGGUUCUUCAGAGAAGAAGGGGAAGAUAUCGUCCUUCUUCAGCGAUGAGGCGGCGCGCGCCAAGGAGGACGCGGAUAACGCCCUCUGCCUUUUGAUCGCGGCGUUAAGACUUCCCGAGCGCAUCGUGGAUGACCCGGUCUUCCGCUACGCGGUCCAGUGCUUUGCGCGCGCUGGACCGGGGUACGUCCCCCCCAACAGGCGCUACAUUGGAGGGGCGGGCUUGAAGAAGGUGCGGCAGAAAAUGGAGGAGGCGCUCGCCCCCGUUGCCGCGAGCUGGAAGCGGGACGGGGUCACCGUGUCGUCGGACAUGAUGACGGACCGUUGUGGCCGCCCGCAGGCCAACGUGCUCCUUGUCAACGACUCCGGCGCAGUGUUCGAGCAGGCGGUGGACUGCAACAUGGAGUCGAAGACCGGGGGGUACAUCGCCAGCCUUCUCCGGCCCGUCAUUGAUAAGAUGGGAUGGGCGAAGGGGCUCGUGGAGAAGGGGGGGAUGAUGAUUACCUUUGUGCGCAACCACCACUUCACCCGUGCUUACAUGAAGAAGGGUGGGGGGAAACAGGUGCUCAAGCCCGCAGGGACCAGGUUCGGGACGCAGUACAUAGCUCUGUCCCGGCUAUGCGAGGUGCGGGGUGGGCUGGCGCAGAUGGUUCUCAGCGACGAGUGGAAUGAGUGGGCAGCGGCGGACAAGGACAGGAAGAUUGUAGCUGACAAGUUCAGGGCUGCCGUGAUGGAUGAGGAGUGGUGGGGGCUGGCGGUGUUUUUUACCUCUCUCAUGGCGGUGCCGUACAAGGUCAUGCGGGCCACGGACUCCUCGGCUAAGGUGGAGGGAAUUUUCAGGAACGAUGUGGAGUGCACUCGAGUGUUCAAGGCCUACAUCGAGCGCCACUACGACAACAAAACCUUCAGGCGUGGCAAGGAUGGCGCCCCUCGCCGCGCCUCCCUUGUGCUGCAGGAGGCAUUGCUGGCCUACAUCAACAUGGAGGGCAGCUUUGGCACGCCGGCCGCCAUAUCUGCAAGGGAGGCAGUGAAGAAGGGGGAGAUGAGCAUGGUGCAGUGGUGGUCGUGGCACAUCACCGAGUACCCUGAGCUUGCCACCCUCGCAUGCCGGAUGCUCACUCAGCCCGUCUCGGCUUCCCCAUGCGAACGUGGCUGGGCGCAGUGGGAAGGCGUCCACACCGCCCGCCGCAACCGGCUCGGGUCCGCCAAGUGUGCGGACCUCGUUUACAUUGCGCACAACUGGAACGUUGUGCGCAAUUGGUACAAGAAAGAUGGGGGCAAGAAGGAUGGGGGCAGCACGGUUGUGCCCGGUAACAUCCCGGAUGCCCCUAUCCCUCGCGGCUACAACAUGGACGAGGAGGAGGAGGAUGACCUGCUGGGGGGGGAAGGAGAGGAUGCAGUUCUGGCGGAUGAGUACGGGGCAGGGGUGGUGUUGGAAAAGCCUCGCAAGGAACUCGGCUGUGGGGAAGCUAGCUAG
This is a messenger RNA of Closterium sp. Naga37s-1, 1698 nucleotides long. NCBI's taxonomy places the organism in Eukaryota, Viridiplantae, Streptophyta, Zygnematophyceae, Desmidiales, Closteriaceae. The record is from the annotation of a GenBank genome assembly.